AUGGACACCGCAGGAAAGACAAUCACAUGCCGAGCAGCCAUUGCCUGGGCAGAAAAGUCUCGCCUUUCAAUUGAAGAAGUGCAAGUUGAGCCACCCAAACCUGGAGAAGUUCGCAUUAGGAUGUUAUCUUCAGGGAUCUGCGGUUCUGAUGACCAUGUGCUGAAAGGGGAACUCUCAGUGAAAUUUCCUUUAAUUCCGGGUCAUGAAGGAGCAGGAAUUGUGGAGAGUGUUGGCGAUGGAGUUUGCUCCGUGAAACAAGGAGACAAAGUUCUCACACUCAUUAUUCCACAGUGUAGAGAAUGUGAUGCCUGCUUGCACUCCCAAGGAAACUUCUGUGACAAGCAAGAUGUUCUUCCAUGUUCCGGGGUGAUGCUGGACGGGACCUGUAGAUUUUCCUGCCGAGGACAGAAGAUUUAUCAUUCCUUCCGCACAAGCACGUUCACUGAGUACACUGUUGUGCCCGAGAUUGCAGUGGUAAAAAUUGAUGAUGAUGCUCCUAUGGAUAAAGUCUGUCUCAUAAGCUGUGGCGUUCCUACAGGCUAUGGGGCUGCUGUUAACUCAGCCAAGGUCACCCCUGGCUCCACCUGUGUGGUGUUUGGACUCGGAGGGGUCGGCUCAGCCGUGGUCAUGGGCUGCAAAGCCUCUGGUGCUUCUAGAAUCAUCGGGGUUGACAUCAAUGAGCAGAAGUUUCCCCGGGCAAGAGCCUUGGGCGUCACUGAUUGUCUCAACCCUAACAAGCUCAAGAAACCCGUCCAGGAGGUGGUGAUGGAAAUGACUGGUGUGGGUGCUGACUUUGCCUUUGAGGCCAUCGGAAAGGUUGAGACCAUGGUCGCUGCUUGGAACUCCUGCAAUAACAGCUAUGGUGUCUGUCUGAUCGUUGGGCUGGCCCCGGUAGAUGCACAGCUAUGCCUUGAGGCGGCCAAGAUUUUGUCCGGAAAAACCCUGAAGGGCGUGUGUUUGGGAGAUUAUAAAACCAGAGACUGUAUUCCCCAAAUAGUAACUGAUUAUCUCCAAGAUAAGAUUAAUAUAGAUCCACUAGUGACUCAUCAGCUGCCUUUUAACCAACUCCACAAAGCCUUGGAACUGUAUCAUGCAGGAAAAACCAUCCGCUGUGUUCUACUCUUCUGAGAUCUCAAUGCUAAAAGUGCAAGAGCACCCUGAAGGGCUUUUCGGUUUCACCUCUGGAUAUUCCUGAGCAGCCUGAAGGGAUGAUGGAUACAUCAGCGGCAGGAAUACAAUGUAGCUGGGCAAUACAAAAUGAAGACCCCUUGACUAUACUGAUAAUAAAACAAGUGGGAAGGACUGGAGCUGUGCAACUCACACUGUGACCCUACAAAGAGAAAUGAUGGCUUCCUAUUCAUGAUAGUAUUGAUCAUGUCCACAAACCAACUGCCAUAAGUUCAUGGAAGCUGUCCCCAUGUUCAUAUCUUCCAGAUACCUUCCUAUGUGCAGAUUUCCCUGUAUAUUCCACACCACUUUCCAACCUGCUAUGGAGUCGUCAUUAAGAGGUCCAGGGAGCUAGACCAUAACAGGUUUCUAAUAGCCCUGACACAGACCAGGCCUUAGUCUCCCUUUACUAGAACUGGCUGGAACUGAGCAAGCAGUUCUUGGGAAGACCGCAACUCAGGAGCAACCAAUCAGCAGGCCCCCCACAACCUUCUGCUAGCUCAGCAGGCCCCCCACAGCCUUCUGCUAGCUCAGCAGGCGCCCCACAGCCUUCUGCUAGCUAAAGAUAGCUUUUCCUACCCUGCUGCUGAAAGGUCCCUAACCAGUACAGCCUCCCACCAAUCAGCCCCAGACUAAUCUUUCCUCCACCAAUCAGCCCCAGAUUAACCCAUCCUCCCUGGAAUUCCCCUAACCCUGCUUAAAAAAAAAGUCUGUGAGCUUUUCUGGGUGUCACCUUUUGCCACCCUAAGAUGUUGGAAAUUUUGAUAAACACUCUUGUUGAUUGCA
Messenger RNA from Peromyscus maniculatus bairdii (prairie deer mouse), 1953 nucleotides. Its product is annotated as alcohol dehydrogenase 1-like. Gene Ontology annotation, biological process: retinol metabolic process; retinoic acid metabolic process. Gene Ontology annotation, molecular function: all-trans-retinol dehydrogenase (NAD+) activity; zinc ion binding. Lineage: Eukaryota; Metazoa; Chordata; Mammalia; Rodentia; Cricetidae. Gene Ontology annotation, cellular component: cytosol. The record is from RefSeq and is a predicted model, not a curated record.